Molecule: messenger RNA, 9793 nt
Organism: Cinara cedri
Lineage: Eukaryota; Metazoa; Arthropoda; Insecta; Hemiptera; Aphididae
Source: the annotation of a GenBank genome assembly
AAACGAAUGUCGUAUACAGUUUCUUUGUAGUGUUAGAAAAAAAAUUAAAUAUACUCGAAAACGAAAUAUAGCAAUAACUAAUUAUUGUGUGUAAUAUUAUUAUUGUCGUUUAACUAUCCGUAAAGCGGUCGCAACAUAAAAAUGCAUUUUUUCCAAAUCAACGAAAAGCUUCUAAUUAUGAAAAUGCAUUAUUUUUUUGGAUUGGCUGGUAAAUAUUAUUAUAUUUAUUUACGCUAUGCACAAUGCAACCCAAACGUAUCCCAUCCAUUGUUUGUUGGUUUCCAGACGUAUACCGUCGUAAAAUUUUUCACGAAUAUGUAAAUUCCCAAUUAACUCCGGUAUAUUCGACAGCAAAAAUGUGGGAUGCCAAUAAUUUACUUUGAAGUACUCGUCAAAUUAUUUUGUACCGUCGACGACCAUAUGAUUCUGCACGAUGUAACGCAGAACAACGGUAGGGUCAUAUCUUAAUUUUUGCGAUAGUAAGUUCUAUUGAAUCUAUAUUGAAAUUAUUAAAUGAUUGGGAAAUAAGAUUUUACGUAAUAUAGCCCAAAGAAAUUGUAUUUAAUUUGUUUGGGAAGUGAUUUAUUUGUGUUACGGGAACACCGUUUGGAAAUCGACUUCUUUGUAAAAUGGGAGCCGUUUCGUAAAAUUUAGCCAUUAUAUCGAUGGCAUCAGUAAAAACCUAAAAGUAGGUAUGGCGUAGUUUUGCAAAUUAUUUUGAAAUAACAUUAUUGAAUUGGUAAAAAAAAAAAAUUCGCGAGAAUAUUGAUUUUAUAAUAUUUUGUAAUUCUAAGUUUAGCGAAUAAUGUAUUGGUUUUACGAAUAUGUUUAUUUCUUUUAUUAUUUUUAUGUGAACAUUUUUUCUCAAAGCUGGGCAUGUUGUCGCCAACGUUUUACCAUUCUUAAAUAAACGCAAUAAUUACCGGCAUAUAACAAGACACAAUACAGAUAAAAUGCCAAAUUUAAUAAAUAAUUAUUUUGACAUGUUGUUGGUAAAGCCUAUAAUAUAGAAAACUUAAAACUAAUCGUCUUAUAUUAUAAAAUAAGUAAUAAAAUGAUAAAUAUAUGUAUACCGUCAUGUGCCAACCUUCGUAAUUUAAAUGUAUUACUUAUUCAAUAUUUUUUCUUGGUAUUUCGUUAAAUUUAUAUAAUGUAUAUUUCCCUUCAAUUUGUACAGACAUGGGUGGAUUAGCUUUGUACCUAGAGAUAUCCUUUAUAAUACUAUAAUAAAGAGUAAUGAUAAUAUAUUAUUGUAAUUUGUUUGUACUUGAUGUAAAUAAUUUUACAAGAAUUCUAUGUGAUCAUUAGUCAUUUUGAUCCAUGGUUCUGUUCGUUUUAUUUGUAUAACAUUGUUAUCAUUCAAGCCCAUGGAAAUACCACAGAAUAUUCUGUGAAAAUAUCACUAGUAUCGCUAGUAUCUGCGAGUAUCGCUAGAGACUAAUCACAAAACAACUGUGGUAUAAUUUCCAAUUAACUAUUUAUCUUUAUUUAUUUUUCUAGGUUUCUUUUAGUGUGUAUUUCUGUGCAACUUUAUUAUUUUAUUUAUUUAAGUUUGUUUAGAAUUAAAAUGCCAGAAAACCAUUUUAAAUGGCCUUAUUUAAACAUUUUUUUCGAGCAACAACUAUCAAAAUAAAAUAUAACUGAAAAGAAAUCAAAUUUUACAUUCAAAUGCAUGCUAUGCAUGCCAAAAAUAAAAUUAAUAUCAACCUCGAUAAGUUCAAAUUCAAAUUUAAAAACUCUUUAAAAUACUUUGAUUUAUCAUUUUAAAUUUCCCCAGGAAUUUUCUAGAGCAUAAAGAAAAACUAAAAUAAACCAUAUUAUGUGUCUGGAAUUUUUUAGUUUUGCUAAUUAGAAAAUUUUAUUUUUGAACUAAGUUACUUUUUUUUCAAAGUUAUCUUUUAACUUAACAAGUUAAAGAAUAAAUUUGAGCAACUUUUAACAUAAGUUAACUUAAUUAUUUUAAAAUAACUAAACUUAACGAGUUAAAAAAAAUCGUUAUCUUGCCAGCCUUGCAGUUUUUCUACCGGAAAGCCUAAUCCGAUGUAUGCGAUAUAGACCCUCUUCUGAAAUGAAAUAUUCUUGGGGUGAUACUUUAGGGAGGUCCCCGUAGUUUUCCCAGUAAAAGAGAAAAAGUGAGAAAAAACGUGAAAACUUAUGAAAUAUAUAAGUAAAAUACUAUGAUUUUUUUUUUCUGUGGACAACUUUUCUAUCAACAAUUUUGCUCCGAUUUACAAUAAUAGCAUUUUUUCUAAAAGGAAAUCUGAUUGGAGAGGUUUUUUAAACAAUUCAUUUUUCGAUUUUCCCAAUAGUUUUUCUAAAAAAUAUGAAAAACUGGGAAAUAACAUGGAAAUACCGAGUAGAAAAACAGGAAAAUCGCUACAACAUUAAACAAAUAUUAUUUAAGAAAAUAUAUAGUGCCUAUUUAAUUAUUUUACCACAAUAUGACUUAUAUACUGUUGAUAAAGCAUCACUAUCAACUGAACUCCGCUCAGAAUCGAUUUUAGCAAGCAAUGGCUUAUCGUUGCUUACAGAUACAAAUUAAUUUCCUCUCUAUAUCCUACCUUUCUAACUUCUUACCAACAACAGUCGCUCCACCCAUCGUGCGAAGUAUGUUCGUAUUUUUCUAUGUCGGUUUUUUUUUUAACUAAGGACGGCAUAAUUUUUUAAAGUCCUAAUCGUAUAAGUAUACAUAAUAAAAAGGAUAAGAAGAAGAUACACAAAUAAUAACAUUUAAUCUCUUGGUAGUGUUUUGAGCACGUUGAACGAGACAUAAUAUUAACUACCCAUACCCUCGCUCUAUAGUUUCAAAUUUUCAACAAUAAUUUUAAAAUGAUAAUCAAUAAAGUUAUUCGUUUUAAAGAAUAUUGACCAUUGUAGUUAUUAAUACACAAUAACGAUGAUAAUUUUUGGACUAUAUUUUAGAUUUUGAGUGGAACAAGGGAUCUAUGAAGUAUAUUUUUAUUUUUUCUGUCUGUAAACAACUUUUCUCACAACAUGACAAGAGACCUAUUUUGUCUCAUUUUGGCACUAAACAGUAUUUUAGAAAGGUAAUAUUUUGCAAUAAAAUUGUUAACUUCGAGAUUAUGACGAACAACUGGUUUUUUAGGUUAAAAAAAUAAAAAAAUAGAUUAAGAAUAAGGUUGUCGUUAGCAACCGUUUUUAUAUUUUAAUCUUUUUUUAAAAAAUCAUUGUCAUAAAAACGUAUAUUGUUUAAAAGGCAAUACGUACAAUUAAUCGAAUUCUACUUAGAAUCGCUUUCAAUAGAAAUGAUUAAACGUUGCGUAUUGGUAUAAAUUGAAUUCCCCUCUAUAUUAUUCCUUCCCAAUUUCCCAUCUACAACAGUAGCCGCACCCAUCCCCAGUGUCAGCUCUUACAACGGUGUUAACAUAUAAUGGAACUGUUUUCGAGUUUUAAACACGGAGACGUAAUAAAAUGAAUUUCGUUAACUUUUAUUAAAAUAUCAAAUAAAUAUACAGAGGUAUAACAAAAAAUAAAACUAAAAAUAGCCACUUCUGGCUUUUCUGGUACUUCGAAGAGUUUACAAUAACACAAUAUACAGGGAAUCGAUGUAAAUAACCUAUACAACACAACGUAUUAUUGCCUAUCUGCCACAACCUAGGUGUGUAAGUGGUUUGGGUGACGACUUACGUUGUGGUACGAGGCCACCAGGCGCGUCGCUCAUUUGCUAUAUACAGACCGGUGGUCUCGUUACAAACAGUUCCACUUCAUAACUUUGACUAAAAUUACUUACUUACUUACUUUCUUUCUUUAAAAAUCUAACUUUCGUAUAUUAAACUUCACCUAAAAUAUAUCUAAAAUCGUGGAUAUUAUACAUUAUUUUGUAUACAUAUUAACUACUAAAUUAUUUAUCGAAAUAUUAUAAAUCAGAGAUUCCUAAACUAUUUUUCCCGUAGCCACUUUCUAAUUUCUUCUAUUUUUCGUAAAUCCCCUGUUAUCAUUUGUAACCCAUAUUUACAUCUCGAGAUCAUGCACCUAGAUUUUUUUUUUCAAUACAAUGUCGAUGGAGGUCUAUAUAAGGGAGUUUUAAAAACCCCCAAUACCCUAAUUCUCGUCAAUCAUUAACUGUUAUACGUAAAUUGUUUGCUUCUUUUUUCUUAUUACCGUUAAAUUGUAUACUAUUUUAUAUUUAUAUUUUUGUGUCAUCCAGCGACAGCACCGAUCAUCCCGUUCCUGUCGACCAUAUCGAAACAACGCGGAUAUUCGCCGUUAAUUGUCGGGCUAAUAUUUACAGUAUCCUCGUUAGUGUCUCUGGUGAUGAGACCACUCGUCGGAUUCAUCACCGACAAGUACAAAUGUUACAAGUUGGCACUAAUGGCGAGCAUAUUGACGAACUUCGCAAUUGUGUGUGCCUUGCUGCAAAUGCCCGACUCGGCAGUCCGAGAUGAAAUCAACGAUGCGUACCUGUUCCGAUCGCCGCUGUUUUUGAUGUACUUCGUCAUGAUCGUACUGUUUUUUACGUCAGUAGGGGUAAAAACCGUGACGGAAGAUACAAUUUGCAUGAAUCUAUUAGGUAUAAAUCUAAUGGUCCUCCACACGAACCGGUUCAGUGGGUCCCAUUAUAUUUUUGAAGAAAUAAACAAUAAUAAUAAUAAUAAUAAACGAUUCGACAAUUAUUAUAUUAUUAUAUUAUAAUAGAUAAUUAUCUAUUUACAAAUUGUAUAAUGAUACAUGAUAUAUUAUACUAGCAUACACGAUGAAUUACUUAGUCUACAGCCCCAUUUUUUUGGUUAAAUUUUGCAUAUAUUCAAAUUCUGAUUUUUGUAAUUUUUAAGUGUAAUUGAAGACGAUAUUUUCGAAUAUUUAGAUUUUUCGCAGCAUUUAAGAAUUAUCAUAUUUUAUUAUCAAUGAGUAAUAUUUGGUUGUUUAAAAGAGAAAAUAUAUUUUUUAAUGCAAAUUUGAUAAUUUUUUUGAAAAAAUUUAACUCACUGUAAUCGAAAUUUGAAAAAAAAAUUUCUGAGUUAUUGUACAAUAAAAUUCUAAGAAAACAGUCUUAAAAUCAUCAUUUGUGUAGGAUAGCAUGGCGAGCAGCUUUUUCAUAGUGUUCCACUACUCUCUUCUGUGUAAUUAGGGCCCUAUCACAUAACAGCAAAAUGUUUUGGAACUAAUACUCCAUCAAUUUCUAGAAUUUUUAUUAUAGGUUCUCGUUUGAAAAACGAAAUUUUCGUAAGUUCCUGAUUGAAAAUCAAAAGUAUGUAUUUAUUUAAGGUAUUUGGAGUAGAGAUAAAAAAUUAAAAAUUAUUUAAAAAUAAAGUUAAAUGAUUCCAUAAUAAUUUGAAAAAACAGAAAUCAAAUUCACUUAAAAUGCUCUGAGAUAAUUACUGGUUCAUGAUAAAUAAACCACUCUAUAUAAAUGUGAAAAUAAGUAUUUUUGUAACGAAUGAUCUCUGGAACAACUUAUUAAAUCGCUGUGCGGUUUUUUUUUUUUUUAAUAAUAGAGUACGCUAUGGGGCAGAUUUUAAGUCUAUUUUCGUAUUUGCAGUUUGAACCAUUGUUUUGUGAGAAACAGAUAGUAAAAAAUACAGAGAAAAGAAGAAAAACUUAUGUACGGCUUUUGUAAAUUUAGAAAAAACUUAUGAUCAAGUGCUGAGAUAGGUCUUAACCUAUUCAAAAACCUAUUAUAAACCUACUUCAAGAUGUUGGUGUUCAUGAGAAAAGAAGUUUCGAGAUUGUAAUGAUUGUAAUGAUUGUUUAUAUUAGUUUAAACAACGAUAUGUUUGAAGGUUCAAAUACAAAUUUUAGAAGCAUAUGUCGAAUAACAGAAGAUUUUGGGGUUUGAGGAUGAAAAAGGGGUUAGUCUUGGGCCCUUACCUAUUUUUUGUUGUACCUAACACAUAAAGUAACAAAAAAAUUACAAGACAUAGUUAAAUAAAAUAAAAUUAAGAAGAAGAUAAUUAUAGGAAGAAAUAAUGGAGAGUAGCACUUGAAGUAAAUGGACUAAAGAUAAGAAGAAGUAAAACAGAGUAUCUAGAAUAUGAUUAUUUAAAAACAGGGCAAGAGGCCAAAAGGACAAGACAACUAAUGGCAAUAAUUGAUUAGGUGAUAAGCGAGGUUAAGAGUUUUAAGUACCUAGAUAUUUUUAUACAAAAACCGGUGUCUUUUUUGAGAAUGUGAAACAUAGGAUUAAGUGUGUUAGAAUGAAUUGAACAGAAGCAUUAGGUAUUUUAUGUGAUAGGAAGAUUCCAAUCAGACUCAAAACUAAAUUCUAAAAAAAUCUGGUGAGAUUGACUAUGUUAUAUAAUUUGGAAUGCUCGGUGGUAGAUAAAAAAAUAUAAUAGAGAAUGGGUGUAGUAGAGAUGAUGAAAAUAGUAAGGUGGAAUAGAAUGACGAGAAAAGAUAAAAUAAAAAGUAAGUAUAUAAAAAGAACUUGGGUGUGGCUUCAAUAGUGGACAAAAUAAGAGAAAAAGACGGAGAUAGUUUUGGCUUGUCAUGAGUUGAGAUAAAUCAGAAUUAGUAAGAAUUGUAUUGAAAAUAGACGUAAGAGGAAAGAGAGGAAGAGGUCGUUGGAUGUGAUUGAGAAUGAUAUGUAGACGACGGGUAUAUGAGUAUGCGAAAACAAAGUGGGGUAUCAAAUCAAGUAGAAAUUUAUGAUGGGGGUAGCCAUCCCUAAAUAUUUGUAAUAAAGGCGAAGGAGAAGAAAAAAAAGAUAAUGAGCUUUGGUUGUGAUUCGACGCAGGGUUCCUAAAAGCGUGGGACGCUGCGCAAGUAUAUGGCUUCCACCACUUUUAAGCGUUAUACAUAAUAUGUUCAAUGGAAGCAACACGUACUCUAAUUUAUAGUCGUACGUAAAAUGAAUUGUAAACUAUUAGGUAUAAAAUAUAAUAUUCGAUUUAAAUUCAUAUUUAAAGUUUGAUCAGGAAAUUAUAAUAUCGUUGACAUAUUUAUAAUCACCAAUGCCGACCAGUUAACGAAACAAUCGAAAAACUAGUCCUUUUAAUCGAAACGAAAUAUUGUCGAUUUUUGCCAAUUUUGACUAUCUUUCGUUUCCCAUCCAGGUAAAGACACACACAAGUACGGGAAACAACGUGUAUGGGGAGCAAUAGGAUGGGGUACCAGUUCCAUUGUAUCUGGUGCCUGCGUAGACUGGUACAGCAAGGGCCAAGAGCAAAAAAACUAUUUGCCAGGUUACCUCAUCUCGCUGCUAUGUUAUAUCAUUGAUUUAUAUGCUGUUUCGAAAAUCAAGGCAAGGACCUAGACUACAAUUAUUUUUUUAUUUUAGAUUCUGAAUACGGCGAAGAAUGUAUAAAAUCUAUGAAGUGUGUUUAUCCUAUCUUUUUCUGUCUAUUAACAAUUUGUCUAACAAAAAUAUCCAUAGUAAUUUUAGAAAAAACUGUAUGGGAAAAACGAACAAAUUUCCAGAAAUAAAUAUUUAAUUUUAUUCAAUUUUGUUCUUUGCCAGAAAUCUUGCUCUAAUCAUCAAUUUACGGGGGGAUUUCUAGUAUAAAUGUUUUAUCUUGUUAAUGGAUUGCUGAUUUGAUUUUUUAUUUUCCUUGUAGUCUUCUUAAUAUCUAAGAAAAACCGGUAAAUAAACAUAGGAAAAACGGGAGAGUUUAUGAAAAUAACUGUUUUGAAAAUUAUUUUCGAUUUUCAUUCUUUUUAAAAUUUAUAUUCUUGUACUAUUUUACGUAAUAUGUAGGUUGACCUAUUUUAGAUAUAAUACAAUUUUCAAAACAAAUCAGUCUAUUUUUGAGUUAUUUGUAAACAAUUUAUUGGUUUUAUUUGGUUUUGUAGAUAACAUUUUUUAGCCGCUCAGAAAUCAGUUCAGAUUCUAAUGCAUUAUAACGCGUCGAUCGACAUAAAUGAUAUAUUUUUAAAUAAGAAAUACAAUUAUAUAGCUAUAUAUUAUGUAUUUUUUGUUUUGUGUAUAGGUUGUUCAAAAGAACAAUGAUAAAAUAAUAGCAUCUAACGUCAAAAAACUAUUCACGUCUUUUAAAGUACCAAUAUUUCUCUUAUGGAUAGUCGUCUUUGGAGUAUUUAAUUCUUUCAUAUGGUACUUCACAUUUUGGUAAGGGCCUGGAAUUAAAUCUUGUCAAAAAAACGCUUAAUGGUCUUCGAAUUAAGAUAAAUCCCUAGCAUUAUAAUACAUUCAUAAUUGAGCCUAUGUAAAAUAGAAUAACGUGAUAUUAUUUUAAAUAAAACUAUUUGUUUCUCAUAUUCACAUAUAAUACGUAUCAGGUACAUGGAAGACUUAUCGAAUAUUUACCAUCCAGAGACGAAACCAUGGAUAAAGACAAUUCAAGGAUUUUCAUUGACGGUCCAGUGUUUUGGAGGCGAAAUUCCAUUUUUCUAUUUAUCGGGUGAGUAUAGUUUGGUGUGUAGGGUAUUGAAACCGGAGUAUAUAAUUUUGGUGUCCCAAGCUCAAAUUUCAAAGUUAGAUUUGUAUUAACACACUAUAACAAAUUAUAUGGCUUAACAAAAUGAAUAUUAAACUGUAUUUUGUUAAAAAUAAAACUCUUGUUUAUAGGAUUAAUUAUCAAACGAGUGGGUCACAUGAACGUUUUCUCUUUGAUGUUUUUCACGUUCGCCGUGAGAUUCUUCCUGUAUUCGAUCAUCAAAAAUCCGAUAUGGGUUCUCCCCGUUGAAUCUUGUAAUGGUAUCACGUUCGCAUUAGCAUACUCGGCAGCAAUUUCUUAUACGUGCCUGUUGAGUCCAGUCGGUUUCGAAGGAACACUCCAAGGCAUUGUCGGGACGUCCAUAAAUGGAAUAGGUUUGUAAUUUAUCGUUUAAAACAUAUACCUAAUUUUUUUUUUUUAAUCGUUGUUUUAUUGACUAAUGAAAUAUUAUUAUUAUUAUUACUAUCGAGUUAUCUAAACCCAUCACGAAUUAUCUACGUUUGAGUUUAUUCGUGUAAGAUAUUAUAGUGCAUUGAUAGUUGUACCAUAGCUGUGCAUCUGAGAUGAACGUUCUAUUGGACUAUAGUAUCAAAAAAUAAUAAUAGUGAUAUUUAAAUUUACUCAAUGCUCGGCGUUCAACAGUCAUUGAAAACUCGUAAUAUUUUAUUCUUCUAGGAUCGCCUAUCGGAAGCUUUGUCGGUGGAUAUUUGUUCAAUCGUUUUGGCAGCAUUUUUUCGUAUAAGAUUUUAAGUGGUGUCGCGUUAACAACGUGUGUAUCACAGAUCGUCAUCAAUCAGUUGACAAAUCGAUUGUCCAAACCAAAGCGUGUCGAAGAAUCACCUUGUACUACACCUAAAAUCGACGAACGUUUCAAUAAUAUUACCCAAAAAAAUGAUAUUUAAGAACUUGUUACAUUUCAUAUAAAUAUGAAAUAAAGAUGCCGUUAAAGGGAUAGGAUACAGACAUUUUCUUUCCCUCUCAUAGUGAAUUUAUGAUUUAGCAUAAUAAUUUAGAUUAUUUUCCGGCAAUCAGUAUGAUCGAUGUAAAGCGAUCGGAAAUCAACUAUUUUUUAUAUAUAUAUACCAUAUAUAGAUAUUAGGUAUACAUUUUUAAAAACUUUAAAAUCUUCAAAUGAUAUUUUUAAAUUUAAGGACUAAAAUUUGAAAACGUGACAUGACUAAUGAUUACGUACACACUUCACGUUGAAUUUAAAUUUCUUUACAGAAUUCUUAUCUCUUCACUACAUUGAUCAUCCGGAUUAUCAGAAUAUUUUUCAAAACCGGUGUGCUGCGUAUGUGUUAAACAAAGACAAUAAAUAUCAGUACCUAUCCAAUCCCCUGAAAUGUUAAAUGUUCUUCACGUGCAUUAAAACUGUCUUUUCAAUAUUAUGUUCACACUAUAUAAUAUAAGGUACCUACAAUAAUAAUAUUAAUUUUUUACGA